Molecule: messenger RNA, 1144 nt
Organism: Medioppia subpectinata
Lineage: Eukaryota; Metazoa; Arthropoda; Arachnida; Sarcoptiformes; Oppiidae
Source: the annotation of a GenBank genome assembly
AUAUAAGGAAAGUUCUCGACUAUAAUGUGAUUGCAUUGAAGAAGAGUUACAUAAAAGUUAAGUUAAAUGAACUGCUCGUCCGUCCCAUUCGUCCCAUUCAUAUACCCUUUGUUUGCAUUGAAUCUGUGAUUCCGACUCUCAAUCGCCGACAACUCUUUGGUCACCCGUUUGUCCCAAUUAUGGCUCACUUUUGAUGGUAUUGUCGGCCAACAAGUGCUGCGAAGAAGUGCUGAUUCACUCAUUCAUUGAUUCACUCAAAACAUUGACGCAAAGCAUUGAAAGAGCGCUUAAAACUCAAAAGUAAUACACAUUUCGUUAUGAUUUCGUCAUUUCAUUGAUUGCCGUAUUUCUUGUCAUUUAAUACAUUUGUUUACAUAUUUAUUGGUUAUAUUGUAUACAUUAUUGACAAUUCAGUGCUAUUAUGAACACCACGUGUGAGUCCAUGCGAUGACACGAAGACAUGAGUGGUUACAACGCGAUGAGUGGUUAUUAUUGAAGUGAUUGUUUUGACCGAAACGUGACGUAAAGUGUGUUUCCAUUGACCGAAACGAUGGCCAAAAAGGGCUCUUUCGCUGACUUAUUAUAUUUGGCACUAAUUGUGAGUGUUUUGCGAACCAAUAAUCAAAUUGAAGACAACAAUGUGUUCAGUGAACAGUUGGUGGGCUCAGGAGUGGACGACUUCGGGCCCACAGCCGCUGUCAACAUAUAUCUGCAUAAUUUGCGGAACUCAUACUCAUUAGAGACCAAUAUCUUCACGAAUAGCGCCAAAGCGAACGUAUUAUAUGAAGAGACGGUCGAUAUAUUGCGUGAAGUGAACUCUUUGGGCCGCUAUUCAAGUGAAUCCCGUUUCCGUAAUUCACCGGUGUUUGCAUAUCUGGUCAGUCGUGGAGAGCAAACCGAUGAUCACAGCCUCACCGCUGCCAUCGCUUCCACCUCAUCCUCAGCCCUCUCCUCACAGACUUCUCCACAUUUGGACAGCGAGUUGUCCUCAAAUGAAUCCAACGACUCGAUUGCCGGCAACUCAAGUGUCUCCUCUUCUGUGCCCACAUCUCCCACUCAUCCGCAAGAAGAUGAAGACCAGAGCACUUCUUUGUCGUUAAAUGUGUCUGAUCUGGACGUUAAUGACUCGUUGGGUAUGUAUUGA